CAAGGACAAGAGGGACGGGGCGGGGAGGUCUGGGUUGUUGGUGGACGGGGUCGGGGCAGAGCCGCCUUGGUCCCGGCUCGAGCUGCUGCGGGUCCGGGAUGGCGGCUGGGGUCGGCCCGCCCGGGGCCCGGCUGCUCUGGUUCCUCGGGCUGCUGGGGCUGCUGUCCGCCGCGGCCGCCGCCUGGGACCUGGGCUCGCUGAGCUGCAGUUUCGGCGCCUUCUGCGACUGCGACUUCCGACCCGACCUCCGGGGCCUAGAGUGUGAUUUGGCCCAGCACUUGGCCGGGCAGCAUCUGGUAAGACAACUGGUAAUGAAGGGGCUGAAGGCUUUUGUAGAGAAUCCUGAGCCAGCCAAACCCCUAGUGAUGUCCUUCCAUGGCUGGACUGGCACAGGCAAAUCCUACGUCAGCUCCAUGCUGAUCCAGUACCUGUUCCGAGACGGGAUGGCCAGUCCCCACGUGCAUCACUUUUCUCCUGUCAUCCACUUCCCCCAUGCAGAGCAAAUAGAGCGCUACAAGAGUGACCUGAAGCAAUGGAUCUUGGGAAACCUCACAACUUGUGGCCGUUCCCUCUUCCUCUUUGAUGAGGUGGACAAGAUGCACCCAGGCCUGUUAGGGGUACUCCGUCCCUUCCUGGGACCUUCCUGGGUAGUCUAUGGUACCAACUACCGAAAAGCCAUCUUCAUCUUCCUCAGCAAUGCUGGCGGGGAGCAAAUCAAUCAGCUAGCACUGGACGCCUGGCGUGCCCGGAGAGACCGAGAGGAGCUCCAGCUUGGGGAUCUAGAACCUGCCAUCUCUAAGGCCAUCGUGGACAACCCCCAGCAUGGUUUCUGGCAGUCAGGAAUUGUAGAAGACCAGCUCUUGGACUUGCUGGUCCCCUUCCUGCCCCUCCAGCGCCACCACGUCCGGCACUGCGUGAUCAAUGAACUGGCCCAGCUGGGCCUGGCCCAGCAGCAGGAGGAGGAGGUGGUCCAGGCUGUGCUGGAUGGGACUGCCUUCUUCCCUGAAGAGGAGCAGCUUUUUUCUUCCAAUGGUUGCAAGACUGUUGCUUCUCGAAUCACCCUCUUCCUAUGAGUGGGGCCCUCCCCCCACUCCAUGUAUCAUCAAGUGAGUCUGCCGGGGAGCUUUGGUCCAGACUUGCUGCUGGCAGAAUGACCUUUGCCCCAGGCAUUCCAAAGAGUGCAGACAGGGCAGGCCUGGCAGCCCAAGGAGCAGAGGACUGAGGGCAGAUGGCAGCUCUAGCUCCUGCCACUCUGGGUACCUUCCAGACUGAUGGUGGCAGGGAAGACUUGGAUGUUGCGCUGCUGGUUUGAGGACAUCUUGGCCUCACUUGCCUUCCUGCCCCUCCCCCCCCAUGCCCAAAGCUCCUGGCCAAAAUACUUCAUCUGAGCCAAGUCCAAUUUCCUUUUUCCCAACCCAAAUCUAUCUGAGCCUUAUUUAAACUGAUGCUGUGAUUUGGUGACUCAGGGACCACAUAUGUCAGUCAUCUUCUGCACCCCUACUAGAGGCUUGCAGGACCCCCUGGGAGGCUCAUGUUCUCCUCUCCAGUCUCAUGAAGACUUCACACACCCCCCUCUCUUUCCCCCUUCCCCCAUUCCAAUCUCCUCAUUGCCUGGGGGAACACCAGGAAGCCAGAGAACUUAAUAAGGCCCAACCAUCUUCCCAGCUUCCCACCCCAGCAGGCACAAAGAUGGAGAUUGUGGGACUGCAAACUUUGCUCUUUAACAAAGCCUACUUUAAAUGUUUCUAAUUUUGUAAUGAAGAAAAGGGAGAGGAUACAAAAUAAACUUAUUUAAGGGA
Molecule: messenger RNA, 1799 nt
Organism: Phascolarctos cinereus (koala)
Lineage: Eukaryota; Metazoa; Chordata; Mammalia; Diprotodontia; Phascolarctidae
Gene: TOR2A
Product: torsin family 2 member A
Cellular component (GO): endoplasmic reticulum; endoplasmic reticulum lumen; nuclear envelope
Molecular function (GO): ATP hydrolysis activity; ATP binding
Source: RefSeq, a predicted model, not a curated record